This is a messenger RNA of Thunnus maccoyii (southern bluefin tuna), 1217 nucleotides long. Its product is annotated as procathepsin L-like. Gene Ontology annotation, biological process: immune response. Gene Ontology annotation, cellular component: lysosome. Gene Ontology annotation, molecular function: cysteine-type endopeptidase activity. The coding region runs from base 33 to 1028 and encodes 331 amino acids. NCBI's taxonomy places the organism in Eukaryota, Metazoa, Chordata, Actinopteri, Scombriformes, Scombridae. The transcript has 7 exons. The record is from RefSeq and is a predicted model, not a curated record.
UCUGCGCUCUUUGUUCUUGUGUUUCAGUCAGGAUGAAGCUGCUGCUGGUUGCUGCUGCUGUUCUGGCUGUUGCCAGCUGUGCCAGCAUCUCUCUGGAGGACCUGGAGUUCCACGACUGGAAACUCAAGUUUGGAAAGUCCUACAACUCGCCAUCAGAGGAGGCUCACCGCAGGCAGAUCUGGCUCAUCAACCGCAGACUAGUGCUGGAGCACAACAUCAUGGCUGAUCAGGGCAACAAGACCUACCGCCUUGGCAUGACCUACUUUGCUGACGUGGAAAAUGAAGAGUACAAACUGAUUUUCAAGGAUUGUCUGGGCUUCUUCAACACCUCUGUGCCUCGCAGCGGCUCUGCCUUCCUCAGGCUGCCUGAGGGAGCUGAUCUGCCCGACUCUGUUGACUGGAGGGACAAGGGAUAUGUCACCGAGGUCAAGAAUCAGAAGAACUGCGGCUCCUGCUGGGCCUUCAGUGCAACUGGCUCGCUGGAGGGUCAGAUCUUCAAGAAGACAGGGAAGCUGGUGUCUCUCAGCGAGCAGCAGUUGGUUGACUGCUCCAGGGACUAUGGCAACAAAGGCUGUGGUGGAGGCCGGGCUGUACGUGCCUUAGACUACAUCAUACACAACGGAGGACUAGACACAGAGGACUCCUACCCUUAUGAGGCCAAGGAUGGAGAGUGCCGUUACAACCCUGCCAAUAUUGGUGCCAACUGCACAGGCUACGUUAAAAUGCAGGGUGAGGACGCCCUUAAAAAGGCUGUGGCCACCAUUGGACCUGUGUCAAUAAGAAUGGAUGUUUGUCAUAAAUCCUUCCAGCUCUAUGAAUCAGGAGUGUAUGAUGAGCCACACUGCCAAAGCUCAGUGUUGAACCACGCUAUGCUGGCUGUAGGUUAUGGCACUGAAAACGGAUUGGACUACUGGCUGGUCAAGAACAGUUGGGGUCUACAUUGGGGAGAAAAGGGAUACAUCAAGAUGUCCAGGAACAAAGACAACCAGUGCGGCAUUGCUAAUGAGGUCCUCUACCCCCUGGUCUGAACAAGAAGGAAGAAACUCAAAAGUCCUUCUUCCUUCUUUCUAGUAUUUCUAUGGAAAUGCUAUUUCAACAAGUUUAACUUUUUUGCACAGAUUUACCUUUACCUACCAUUGAUUGGUUGUUGUUCAUGUUUAUUGGAUGUACAGGUCCAGGACUUUUCUCAGAGAGGAGGAGAACAGUGACACUUAAUU